CCCGACGUGGAAGUGGUGUCCCGGGAGCACGCGGGUCACAUGAUCACAUGGACGGGGCCUGGCUUCGCCCGCGUGCGGGACGGGGCUGGCCUGUCCUUCCACAUCGACAACAUCCCCUACCCCAUGGAGUACGACAUCCUGAUCCGCUACGAGCCCGAGUCCACAGAGGACUGGGAGGCCAUCGUCAGCGUCAGUGCCCAGGCGUUGCCCACGAGCCCUCGCUGUGGGAACGUGCUGCCCUCGGAGCAGAGGUACAAGGAGAGCCUGCCGCACACCGCGAG
This is a messenger RNA of Terrapene triunguis (Three-toed box turtle), 281 nucleotides long. Its product is annotated as laminin subunit beta-1-like. Lineage: Eukaryota; Metazoa; Chordata; Testudines; Emydidae. The record is from RefSeq and is a predicted model, not a curated record. The annotation marks the transcript as partial. The transcript is spliced from 2 exons.